Messenger RNA from Megalobrama amblycephala (Wuchang bream), 768 nucleotides. Its product is annotated as glutathione S-transferase theta-1-like. The record is from RefSeq and is a predicted model, not a curated record. The coding region runs from base 430 to 768 and encodes 112 amino acids. Gene Ontology annotation, cellular component: cytoplasm. The transcript has 3 exons. Gene Ontology annotation, molecular function: glutathione transferase activity. Gene Ontology annotation, biological process: glutathione metabolic process. Lineage: Eukaryota; Metazoa; Chordata; Actinopteri; Cypriniformes; Xenocyprididae.
CUCUCACACACACACUGUGUAUACAUGGUGUACAUGCCAACUCUCCAGUACUAGCUGGUACAUCCAGUUAUUUGGUGGAAUUUAAGACAUGUCCUGCAUGGAACACAGUGGUUCCCCUUCUCCCCAAACUGCUUAAAUCAUUUCACACCCUGUACUAUCAUUUAUUUGCAGUAAUGCCACAUUGCCACAUUACAGACAGCUUACAGUCAUAGUCUCCCAUUUAUUUCUCUCUUACUUUGUGUGCCAACAACUGUGAUUUAGCCAAAUUUAAGAAUGUGCCAAAUGGUCCUGUAUCAAACCCUAAGUCACGUCACAACCACACACCCCCUUCUCCCUGGCUAGUGCCCUAUAUAAGGGGUGAAACGAUUGAGAGGUCCCAAACAGGAAUACUUGUUUGUAUCUACAGAAGGACUCACAUUUGACUUGACUAUGGCUGGCAGACAGGCAGUGAAAGCGUACUUAGAUCUCGUGUCUCAGGCCUGCAGGGCUGUAUUAAUAUUCCUCAAAGACAACAAAAUCCCACAUACGGUGGAAAACAUUGCGAUACGAAAAGGGCAGCAGAAGACACCAAACUCCAAACUCAACCCUAUGCAAAAACUGCCAGUGCUGGAGGACAAUGGAUUCGUUCUCACUGAGAGUGACGCCAUAUUGAAGUAUCUGGCGACGGCCUAUAACGUCCCUGAGCACUGGUACCUCAAACUGCCAGAGAAGAGAGCGCGAGUGGAUGAAUACACAGCCUGGAAUCAUGCGAACACACGCACACUGUAG